AUGUUCCUACGGAACAGCUUCAAUGUUCAGAUUCCUGUUUUAUGGAGGAAAGACUUUUUUGAAAUUUUGGUUCAAGAAUUCAUGGGAAGCGAAUUUGUGAAGGAAGAAAAUAUUCCUAAGGAACAAGUUUCUAUGGUUGAUAUUCCUAAGGAAAAUGGUUCCGGUUUUAGGGAAGAAGACUUUGUACCAAGGAAAAACUUUGUUUCUAAGGAACAGGUUGAGUAUUCAAAUUCCGGGUUUAGGGAGGAAGAUGCUGUUCCAGAGGAACAGGUUCCAAGUUCAGAUUCCGGAUUUAGGGAGGAAAACGUUCUUCCUACGGAAGAAUUUUCUAAGGAACAGGUUCCAAGUUGA
Molecule: messenger RNA, 351 nt
Organism: Plasmodium coatneyi
Lineage: Eukaryota; Apicomplexa; Aconoidasida; Haemosporida; Plasmodiidae
Exons: 2
Coding region: 1-351 (116 amino acids)
Source: RefSeq, a predicted model, not a curated record